Molecule: messenger RNA, 1447 nt
Organism: Cryptotermes secundus
Lineage: Eukaryota; Metazoa; Arthropoda; Insecta; Blattodea; Kalotermitidae
Product: fibulin-1-like
Exons: 7
Coding region: 500-1297 (265 amino acids)
Source: RefSeq, a predicted model, not a curated record
AGCAGUGACGCUUGGAAGAGCCACUCCUUCGGACCGUUUUCCAACAGCUCUGUGAUAGGAUGUUAUCAGCACACACACAGACUCAGGGAUUUACAGAACUGGCAUUAUGUUGCAGCGACACACAGACCAAUGGGAUGAGAUUUAAAUAUGUUAUUGCGACAAACAGGAUAUAAAGAGAAAUCAGUUAAACGAAAUAGGACUCUAUUCGGUGUGCUACGGCGAAGCACAAUCUUUUUAAACAAGUUUUAGUAUUAGAAUAAGACACUUCACCCUCCGAAAAUAUUCGUCACAUAACUAAUACGUGAAGGGAAUGCUUAUCUUAUCGAGCUGUUGUCCCAUAGAAAGUAAACUGUACGUUUUAUUGUAAGGAUAAGCAGUAACGUGAUUCUCUGAAUCCUCUCGAUUCACGCGGACAGUCCCGCAUAGGACCACGUAUUUAUUGCUGAGCAGAAUUUGCCUUUUGAUCAGAAGACUGGUUUUAGUUAAAGAAGAAGAGGAAAUGAUGUCUGUCAGAAGAGUGUUGUGUGUGUUGGUUAUUAUUGCCUGCUACAGAAAUAUUUCAGCAGUUGGUAUUGGAGAACGCUGCAACCGAACUGUAGACUGCUUCCCACAAUAUGAAACACUUUGCAAAAGCGGUCUUUGUAGUUGCCUUGAGGGUUACGUGCCUAAAGCCGAUUCUUCUGGAUGUAAUCCUACUGUCAAGCAUGGUGGGAAAUGUGAGGAGUCUGUGCAGUGUAAUUACUCAAAUGAAACAGUGUGUCAGAGAGGUACAUGCCAGUGCAAGACCAGGUUCAGUUACAAUGGAGAGCGCUGUGUUGGAAAUAUUACCCUGGGCGAAGUAUGUGAUCAUGACACUGAAUGUGUAGCAGCACAUGACCUGAAGCAAGAGACAGUGUGGUGUUUCAACAAACAGUGUUCUUGUAAACGUGGGUUCAAGAGAGAGGAGGACAGAUGUGUUAUUGGAGGAGACUGCACAGCUGACUCUGAUUGUGCGGAUCUUGGGAACUCAAUGUGCAACUUACUGAUGCGUGAUAGGGCCAAUUGUGCAUGUACAGAUGGUUUCAUCCCUGUUGGAAAUAAUACCUGGUGCUUUCCAGUUGUCCAUGAACUUGGUACCGGAUGCGAGUAUGACGAACAGUGUUCAUAUAAAUUGGGACAGGCUGUGUGCAUACGUCAUCAGUGUCAGUGUGCUGUAGGGGCCAGCCUGACUAAGGAUAAAACUUGCAGUGCAGCAGUUAGCAGCGUCAUAUCCCUUUCAUGCUUUCUGCUGAUCUGGCUAGUGAAAGUAAUAUCUUGAAUAUCAAGAUACACCACAAAUUCCAGUGUAAUACUAUGUAUUAAUCACCAGUUCUUUAUAUUCCACCCAUAUGAAUGUUUGUGUUUCUGUAACUAGUAUGUAGAUUAGUAUCAUACAUUGGAACAGAGAAUAAAGUGUCUUAACAGUAUA